Molecule: messenger RNA, 1977 nt
Organism: Paraphaeosphaeria sporulosa
Lineage: Eukaryota; Fungi; Ascomycota; Dothideomycetes; Pleosporales; Didymosphaeriaceae
Product: polysaccharide lyase-like protein family 4
Exons: 4
Coding region: 1-1977 (658 amino acids)
Biological process (GO): carbohydrate metabolic process
Molecular function (GO): carbohydrate binding; catalytic activity
Source: RefSeq, a predicted model, not a curated record
AUGCGCUUCCUGGCGGCUUCUGCGGCGCUUUUGUCGUCGACUGCUUUGGCGGUUCUCAAUGCCACACAAAACGAUGCGAGCUUGACCAUCGCUAACGAGAGGCUGGUAGCUUCGGUUAGUAAAAGCCGGGGUUAUGUCAAUGUGCUCACUCUUGAUGGACAGAAUCUUCUUGGCACUGAGAAUGGAAACACUGGCGUGGGACCCUAUCUCGACUGCUAUUGUACACCUAGCGGCUUCUGGACUCCUGGUCGCGGCAAACAAGUCGACUACGAGUUAUAUAACGGCACGGACUCCACGGGAAAGAAGUAUGGUGGAAUCAGCAUGGGCGAGACUUACGCUGCGACCGGCCAGCGGUUGGAACAGUACUGGUUUCUGAAGGAAGGCGAAACCGGUCUCCACACUUUCAGCCGCAUUGUGUAUAACAACAAGACUACGCCGUUCUUGAGAAACCUCCAGGAGUUCCGUACAAUGUUCCGCCCAAACCAUGACCCACCAUUGUUCACACAUUUCAUCACUAACGAGAAGUUCGCGGCACCGCGGCCAGAUACCGAAGGCCAGGUGACCGUGCAGGAUGCUACUUGGUGGCUCCCCAACAAGGAUUCCCCAUACGUGCAGGGCGUUGGCGAUUACUUCACCAAGUACACAUUUCAAGACACCUGGCGCAAUCACAAGGCUCAUGGCAUGUAUGCCGACGGAUCAGGAAGUAACGGAACAUCGUUUGGGGCUUGGCUCGUACACAACACUGUCGAGACGUACUACAAUGGACCUGUGCAUUCUGACCUGGUUGUUGACGGUAUUGUUUAUAACUACAUGGUCAGCAACCAUCACGGGGAUCAAACUCCCAACAUCACAGACGGUUUCGACCGCACCUUUGGCCCUCAAUACUUCCACUUCAAUAAGGAUGGCUCGCUCAGCGAGCUACGCGCUGACGCAGAGCAAUAUGGUUUGCGUCCAGACUGGAACGCAAAGUUCUACGACUCCAUCGCAAAACACGUCCCCAAUCUCGUCACUACUUCCGGGCGCGGUACCUUCAACGCACGAGUAGCUCUUCCCAAGAACGCAAAGAACCCUAUCGCCAUCCUAACAGAGAGCGGCCGUAACUACCAAGACAACGUCUACGACGCCAAAGCCUACCAGUACUGGAGUGAAAUUGACAACAGAGGCAAAGUCACCAUUCCCCGCGUCAAGGCAGGGGAAUACAGACUGACUAUCUACGCUGACGGCAUCUUUGGCGAAUUCAUCCGCGACAACGUCGCCAUCUCCGCCGGCAAAGAAACACAACUCAACGUAGAAUGGAAGGCGGAAUCAGCAGGCACAGAGCUCUUCCGCAUCGGCACACCGGACAAGUCCUCCGGCGAGUAUCGCCACGGCUAUGCCGCGUCUCCCGACCACCCGCUCCUCACUGAAGAAUACCGCUUGUACUGGGCGGCGUACGACUUCGUGGAUGAGUUUCCGGAGGGUGUGACGUACAAAGUCGGUCGAGACGACCCGGCGAAAACAUUAAACUACGUCCACUGGAGUGUGUUUGGGGGUAAAGCGAAUUAUGAACGGCCUGAGCCAGUCUACGAUAACAUCAACAAUUGGACCAUCCUGUUCGAUACCAAAGCAAACCAGCUCAAGGGGAAGAAGACGGCAACAUUCACCGUCCAACUCGCAGGCGCCAAAACUGCCGCCGGCAACACCGACGUCUUCAACGCGUCCGAGCCCUACUCCAACCUCCCUUAUACCGUCAACGUCAACGGCAAGGACCUCGCGCCCUGGGUAAUCCCCUACUAUCAAUCCAGCUCCUGCGCUGUGCGGUCCGCAGUAAUCUGCUACCAGCUUGCGCACAAGUUUGUGUUCGAUGUGGGGCUGCUGAAGGCGGGCGAGAAUACGUUUGUGCUGAGCCUGCCGUACAAUGCGACGAAUUACGAGAGCGCGCUGUUGCCGGAGUCGGUUUACGUGCAGUAUGAUGCGCUGAGGCUGGAGGUGAAGUAG